Syngnathus acus (greater pipefish) is the source of this 2000-nucleotide messenger RNA. RefSeq names its product protein-serine O-palmitoleoyltransferase porcupine-like. Gene Ontology annotation, biological process: lipid modification; protein palmitoylation; canonical Wnt signaling pathway. The transcript has 13 exons. Gene Ontology annotation, molecular function: palmitoleoyltransferase activity; Wnt-protein binding. Gene Ontology annotation, cellular component: endoplasmic reticulum; membrane. The record is from RefSeq and is a predicted model, not a curated record. The coding region runs from base 181 to 1530 and encodes 449 amino acids. NCBI's taxonomy places the organism in Eukaryota, Metazoa, Chordata, Actinopteri, Syngnathiformes, Syngnathidae.
UUCUAUAAAAUUAAAGUGCAUCUUGGCGCUUGCUCCAAAUGUUGCAGUCAUUUGUUUUUCAUAAUCCAGCAUACUCGUAGUAACGAAUAAAACGGAUUUUUAAGGAUUCCUCCAUCAUGCUAUUUUUUGGUCUGCUGAUUUCCUUUGUUCCUUGUGAAUAAAUUUGACGCAAGUUGCACCAUGGACAUGUUCGACAGGCUCCUGGUGUUGAUAGAGCUGGCCGAAAGUUGUGGAGUCAGCACACUCCAGCAGGGUUUUGAACAAAUCUGGAGGCUUCUGCUCAUUUGUCUUCUCACUAGGCUGCUGUUCAGGUUGGGAGGCGUGUCCUCUGUGAAUCAUGUUGUGUCGAUGUUUGCGGGGAUCUUCAGCCUUUUCCUCUUUUUUAACCUGCAAAUGCUGUGGGUGCUACUACUCAGUCUGCUUUGCUACCUCAUUCUUCUUCUUGUUCGACACUCCAGCAACAAAGGCCUCUUCCUUUCCGCUGCCAUUCUCAUUUACCUCCUCAUUGGAGAGUUGCAUUUAAUUGACACGGUAACCUGGCAUAAGAUCAGAGGCAGUCAGAUGGUGGUGGCCAUGAAAGCCAUUUCUCUGGCCUUUGACCUGGACAGAGGAGCAGUCAGCGCUUUGCCCACGCCAACUGAGUUUCUUGGCUAUGUUCUCUUUGUGGGCAACGUCGUCUUCGGGCCUUGGAUCAGCUUUUCAACAUACAAGACUGCUAUUGUUGGCAGGCAACUGAGCUGGUUAUGGCUGCGCUGUUCCUUCCUCAGCCUCUUAAAGAGUCAAAUGUGUCUGCUGGUGUCCUCUUGCAUUGCACCAUACCUGUUCCUUUUCUUCAUCCCUAUCAGUGGAAAUGCUGUCAUUCACAAGUGGCAAAGUGCCUAUGAGAAUGCAUUGUCAUUCCACUUCAGUAACUACUUUGUGGGGCACCUCAGCGAAAGCACCAGCAUGCUGGCAGGUGCUGGCCACAUUGAGGAAAAAGACAACAUCAGGUGGGAAAUGGAAGUGGUCAAACCCCUGAAUGUGGAAAUGCCUCGCUCCAUGGUUAUGGUAGUGACUUCCUGGAAUAUUCCCAUGUCACAGUGGCUUAAAAUUUAUAUCUUCAAAAAUGCCAUGAAACUUGGAACUUUUCCAGCCAUCUUGGUCACAUACACAGCCAGCGCUCUACUACAUGGUUUGAGUUUCCACCUAGGAGCCGUGCUGCUCUCUUUAGGCUUCAUCACAUAUGUUGAACACGUCCUGAGAAAGAGGCUCGCUGCCAUCUUCAGUGCCUGUGUCCUGUCCAGACCUUGCCCCUCUGACUGCAGCCAUCAACAUAAGAAGGGGUAUUGGGUGAUGCUGCUCAACCUAGUUUUCAGUUUCUUGGCUAUCUUCCACCUCACCUACUUGGGCUCCAUGUUUGAUCCGGGUGUUGAAGAGGAAGUGGAAGAGGGUUACGCAGCCAUCCACACCAUUCAGAGGUGGUCAGAACUUAAUUGGGCAAGCCACUGGGUUGUAUUUGUCUCCUGGAUUUUCUACCGUUUAAUCCUGUGAUUUUUGUCAGUUGCUGGCAGAUAUAUGUAUUCUCUGUCUAGGAUCACGGACUAGCCGUGAUCUAGAUGAUGUAGACUGUGUUGAGUCUAUACUUUUUGCCAAGAUGAGAUGGAAGUCCGAAAAGAUGCAGUCAAGGAACUAAUGUUUGCAUACAUAUUUGGAAUUAUGAUUGUUAGCACACACUACAUGUCCUGAUUAUUUCGAAUCAAACAUUCAUUUCAAAAUGCAUUGAAAAUAAUUAUUAUUAAUACCGUGUUGAAUAUGGAUCUGCUCUGUUGUAAGCAAAUGUUUGUCUUUAUUUAUUCAUAUGUGAUAUAUUCAAAUGUUAUAUAGUGUCCAUGUUGAAGUUACUUGGAUUUUAGUUACAUGUGAAAAAGGUAACCUUAACAUUAUUUGUUUUUAUCACUGCCUUUUCUAUUGCUACUACUAUUAAAUGUAUGCAUAUUAAUAAACGUCUGUUUUUAAAAUUA